Messenger RNA from Chaetomium globosum CBS 148.51, 888 nucleotides. RefSeq lists its product as uncharacterized. The transcript is spliced from 3 exons. Gene Ontology annotation, biological process: mRNA splicing, via spliceosome. Gene Ontology annotation, cellular component: U2-type catalytic step 1 spliceosome. The coding region runs from base 1 to 888 and encodes 295 amino acids. Lineage: Eukaryota; Fungi; Ascomycota; Sordariomycetes; Sordariales; Chaetomiaceae. The record is from RefSeq and is a predicted model, not a curated record.
AUGUCCGAACGCAAAGUUCUAACCAAAUACUACCCCCCCGACUUCGACCCGUCCCUCGUCGGGCGCGCGCGCAAACCCAAAGGCAGCGCCGCACAACAAGGCCCCAAAGUGCAAACCGUGCGCCUCAUGGCGCCCUUCUCGCUGCGCUGCGUCGCCUGCGGCGAGUACAUGUACCGGGGGCGCAAGUUCAACGCGCGCAAAGAAACCCCGCCCGGCGAGCGCUACCUCGGCAUCCAGCUGUACCGCUUCUACAUCCGCUGCACGCGCUGCUCGGGCGAGAUCAGGGGGUUGAGUGAGGGGGAGGGUGCUGGGGAGGAGACGGAUGAGCAGAGGCUGGAUCGGUUGGAGAGGGAGAUGGCUGAGGCGGAGGGGGAGGAGGAGAGGAAUGCGAUGGCCGAGUUGGAGGCUAAGACGGAGGAUGCGAAGAGGGAGAUGGCGGUGGCGGAUGCGUUGGAUGAGAUUAGGAGUCGGAAUGCGAGGUUGGAGAAGGCGAAUCGGGAGGGCGGGGGGGAUGUGUUGGAUGCGGUGGUGGCUGGGGUGGUGAGGCCGGAGGAGGAGGAGAGGAGGAGGCAGGAGGAGGAGGAUGCCGAGGCGGCGAGGAGGGCGUUUGCGUUUGUGAGGAGGCAGGAUAUGCUGGAGGAGGUGAUGGAGGAGGAUGGGGAGGGGGAGGAUGUGGUGAACGGGGGUGGUGUGGUGAAUGGGAACGGGGUUGGGUCGGGGUCUGGCUCGAGUUCGGCGACCGUGUCAACGUCCGAUUCAAGACCACACUCGGCCGCGGCGACCCCUGAGAUGCCGCCGCCGCCGCCUCCGAGCUUCAAGCGGCAGGUCAAGAAGAAGAAGGACCACGCUGCGUUACUGGGCAUCAAGAAGAAAAAGCCGCUAGUCUGA